GGAAUUAUCACACUGUUCUUCGGGGGAGAAGGUGGGAAAACCAGAUAUAAUUAAGUUUGUAAGAAGUUAGUUAUGCAUUUUGAGCCUCUUCACCUACUUCAAGUUUAGACUGAGGUUUCGCCUUGCUCUUCUUGCUGUCUUUGUUUCUGAAAGUGUGAGAGUCUGAGAAGAUGACGAACAACGUGAUGACGAUGGAGGCCACACCUGGGAGCUCAGGGUACUUGGAACUGUAUCCUGAGAGAAAAAUGUCGUUUUUCAAGAACCCUUACAUACUCCUACUCACUGCAGCAGCUGGCAUAGGUGGAUUCCUCUUUGGCUACGAUACAGGUGUUAUCGGGGGAGCCCUUCUGUAUAUUAAAGAUGAUUUUGAGGAUGUUAGAAAUAGUAGUUUCCUUCAGGAAACAAUUGUUGCCAUGGCAUUAAUUGGUGCAAUUGUUGGAGCAGCAGGAGGUGGUUGGAUUAAUGAUGUCUUUGGACGUAAGAAGGCUACUCUUAGUGCUGAUAUUGUCUUUGUUACUGGAGCAAUUGUCAUGGCUCUUGCCCCAAAUUCAGGGGUUCUCAUACUGGGGCGCUUUCUGGUUGGCCUUGGUGUGGGUGUAGCUUCUGUCACCGCUCCAGUGUAUAUUGCAGAGGCUUCACCAUCAGAAAUAAGGGGCUCAUUAGUGAGCGUAAAUGUGUUUAUGAUAACUGGUGGACAGUUUCUUUCCUACUGCGUAAAUCUUGCUUUUACAGAGGUACCUGGGACAUGGCGAUGGAUGCUGGGAGUUGCAGGUGUGCCAGCUUUUGUCCAGGCUAUCCUCAUGAUUUUCUUGCCAGAGUCUCCACGGUGGCUUUUUCUCAAGAACAGGAGAGAUGAAGCUGUGGUCGUGCUCACUAAGAUCUAUACCUAUGAACGCUUAGAGGAUGAAGUUGAUUACCUUACUGAUCUGGCUGAGCAAGAACGUCAGAAACGGAGCCAAGUUAAAUACAUGGAUGUUUUCAAAUCGAAGGAAAUCAGAGCUGCAUUUUUUGUUGGGGCUGGACUUCAGAUGUUUCAGCAGCUCACUGGUAUUAGCAUAAUUAUGUACUACAGCCCCACAAUCAUUGAGAUGGCUGGGUUCGGUUCCAAUAAGCAAGCUCUUCUUCUCUCUCUCAUUGUUGCUGGGAUGAAUGCUGCCGGAACAAUUCUCGGCAUUUAUCUUAUUGACCAUGCAGGACGAAGAAAGUUGGCCAUCUCAUGCUUAUGUGGUGUUAUUGGAUCUCUGGCUGUUCUCUCAACAGGGUGUUACCUUGAGGCGUCUGACCCUUCAAAUAGAAUCUAUGGGUAUAUCGCAGUUAUAGGGUUAGCCCUAUAUAUUCUUUUCUUCUCGCCAGGGAUGGGGCCUGUGCCCUGGACCGUGAACUCUGAAAUCUAUCCUGAAGAAUUCAGAGGAGUAUGUGGGGGCAUGGCAGCCACCACGAACUGGAUUUUCAGCGUGGUAAUGUCCGAGAGCUUUCUGUCAGUCGUCGAUGCCGUGGGGCUUGGUUCGAGUUUUGUGAUCCUCGGCAUUAUAGCUGUGAUUGCACUACUCUUUGUGACUAUAUUUGUGCCCGAGACAAAAGGCUUGACAUUCGAAGAGGUGUCGUUGAUAUGGAAGGAAAGAGCUUAUGGAAAGAACCAGAACACACAAAACCUUCUUGGGCAAGAAAACAGGACUUAGGUGUCUGCGUCUGCAUGGUUUGACGCCAGUGAUAGCAUUGUAAUACUGUCACAGUAUGUGGAUUAAGUGAGAGAGAGGAUUGGAACCGUUGAGACUCGCCUGAGAUUUAGAAUCACCCACAUUCUUUUUUUCCUUCCAAGCAGAGAUGGAUCUGCUUGUUACUUCUUGGCAGCUGGAGUGAUGGAUGAAACUUGGUAUUUUUGGCUCUGAGAAUGAGGUGAUGUUAAUUAUGUAUAGUAAUAAUUCAUUUGCCCCUCUUCCUUGAGAUGCAUCUCAAGACUUGGGUGACGAUCCUACUGUAUUAUUGUGAUUACAAUAAGGAAGGAAUCAUAUCUUUAAA
Molecule: messenger RNA, 2019 nt
Organism: Neltuma alba
Lineage: Eukaryota; Viridiplantae; Streptophyta; Magnoliopsida; Fabales; Fabaceae
Product: inositol transporter 1-like
Exons: 6
Coding region: 171-1679 (502 amino acids)
Biological process (GO): transmembrane transport
Cellular component (GO): membrane
Molecular function (GO): transmembrane transporter activity
Source: RefSeq, a predicted model, not a curated record